Molecule: messenger RNA, 1376 nt
Organism: Leptomonas pyrrhocoris
Lineage: Eukaryota; Euglenozoa; Kinetoplastea; Trypanosomatida; Trypanosomatidae
Exons: 1
Coding region: 171-1376 (401 amino acids)
Biological process (GO): protein ubiquitination
Molecular function (GO): ubiquitin protein ligase activity
Source: RefSeq, a predicted model, not a curated record
GCGAGCUGGACCAUAAAAUCGUCGCUUUUACGUCUCUUUUCUUCUCUUAUUGUUAUUAUUAUUAUUAUUUGUAAACUACGAAUGCCGGCUACGGAGAGUCGGCAAGCAACCGAAAAGGGCAAAACACACUCGAAUCGAUCAACGGUAACGAUAGCAGGCAACAAAACAAAAUGGGCAACAAACCGAGCCAAGUCACCAAUUACCCCGUGAGCGAGGAGGAGCUGCGCCACGCACCACACAACUUUUACCUCGUCUUCGGCAAGCCUUCUAUUCGAUUCGCACGCGAUCGCAUGCGCGGACCGCUCAUCUAUGAUGUGCAGGUGGAGUACGACGCUGACGAUGAUGCCCUAGAACGGGCCACCACGCUGGACUUGAGCUGCGCUGUCCCUCGUAGACAAAAGUUCCAACUCAUCUCCAUCGCACAGCAGCCGCCACCGCCCACACCAUCGACGGUAGGGGAUGGCUGCAGCAGAAGCAGAAGCAGCGGCGGCGGCGGUGGCGGUGGCCCGUCUCCUCCCAUCGCAACUGCACAGGGCACGGGACUUGCUUUAACGUUCCGUGUCGCCGCCUCCGCCCCUCCAUCACGGGUGCGGGUGCUGACCGGGGUGUCGGUGGAGUACCGCUCAGGGUAUGGUAUUCACCUUGCCUCCGGCGAUUCGUCUCCCGCACACCCCCGCUGCAUCUACGACACCGACGCGACCGAUGGACUGGACACCGUGGUCACGAGAGCGGAGGUCUUCCCGCAGCACCUGCUGCCCGUGAAGUUUGAAGAGGCCCCGCUCGUAACAAGCACGAUCACCGCGGAGCGGGUCACGUAUGCCCCGCUGGUGAUAGAGGUGGACGUGGGGGAGACGGAAGACCCGAUGCGCAACGCGCGUCAGCCAGCAUCCGCGCAGAAGACGGAGGCGAGGGCAGAGGAGCGCGCGGCGCAUCCGUCCCUCGCAUACUCCCUUCCUGCAUCCCCCAGCAUCCCUUCCACACCGCCACCGCCGUCGCGAAAGCGCAUUCUGCAGUACACGCUGCUGGAGCUUCCAGAGGAAGCCAAGGAGGCUCUUUCCUCUACCGGAGAGACCGACGCAGCGCCGGUGCGACUUAGCUGCAGAGUGUGUAAGCAGCUGCUGCAGGUCGGAAGCGAAGUGUACGACCUGGAAGACGUGUUUGAUGUGGGGCGUGACGAUGAGGAGGCGCCAAACCCGUUGGCAGUCCCAGACGAGGACGAGGACCUCUGUGUGGUCUGCUUAACAAACCCGAAGAACACGACGAUUCUGCCGUGUCGUCACAUGUGUCUGUGCACUGAGUGUGCGACGCACCUGCGGCUGUCGAAUAAUCGCUGCCCGAUGUGCCGAGGUAACAUCGAUCGUUUAAUGACGAUCUGA